CGAUGACGUCAUGGGCGGGGUAAACAUUCUCGAUCAUGGCGGACAUCAUCAUGUCUUGCUGUGGCUCGGAAGAUACCCAAAUACAGCGACACAAGAGCAAAAUGAUCGACAAACAACUAGCCAAAGAGAAGAUACAUUUCAGGAGAACCGUAAAAAUCUUACUUUUGGGCUCUGGUGAAAGUGGAAAAAGUACAUUUUUGAAACAAAUGAAAAUCAUCCAUGGGAAAGAAUUUGGUGAUCAAGAUAUUUUGGAAUUCAAAGUUGUUAUUUACCAAAAUGUGGUAAAAGGGAUGAAAGUAUUAAUAGACGCUUCUGAAAAGCUGAACAUACCUUAUGGAGAUAACGAAAAUCGUACUCACGCAAAACAUGUUUUCAGUUACGAUAACAACAUGAAAUUAGAUGAACAGAAUUUUGCCGAAUAUGUGCCUUCGAUAAAAAGUCUGUGGAAUGACAGCGGAAUUCAAACUGCCUUUGAUCGUCGCCGUGAAUUUCAAUUGAGUGAUUCGCUGAAGUAUUUCCUGGACAAUUUAAACAGAAUUGGUCAGAAGAACUACUGGCCAACCAAACAGGAUAUACUGCAUGCAAGGAAGGCAACUAAAGGAAUUGUUGAAUAUGAUAUUGAUAUAAAAACCAUCCCCUUCAAAUUUGUGGAUGUCGGGGGUCAGAGAUCGCAGCGACAAAAAUGGUUCCAGUGUUUUGAGAGCGUCACAUCAAUUCUCUUUCUCUCCUCAUCUAGUGAAUUCGAUCAGGUCUUAAUGGAGGAUCGAAGUACAAAUAGACUCGUUGAAUCGACUAACAUUUUCGAAACAAUUGUCAAUAACAAAUGUUUCGCCAAUGUUUCCAUUAUAUUAUUUUUGAAUAAAACAGACUUGUUAACGACAAAGAUCAAACAUAGUAACAUACAGCAUUAUUUUCCCGAUUUCGAGGGUGAUCCACGGGACUUGGACAUCGUUCAAAAUUUCAUGCUGAAUAUGUUCGAUGCGAAACGUCGUGAGAGGUCCAAACCGUUAUUUCAUCAUUUCACCACUGCCAUUGACACAGAGAAUAUUAAGUUUGUGUUCCAGGCAGUCAAAGAUACUAUUUUACAAGACAACCUUAAAUCACUAAUGCUCCAAUAGUAGAACACCGAUGCGGACACUUCAACUGGACACAUCAAAGAUAUGAUAUAGAAUCAGUGCGGAAAGUUAUUAGUUUUAAUCGAUGCUGUUGUUUCCCAGACUUUAUAACAUGUUACAGCUUGACUCAUCAACAGCUUG
Messenger RNA from Owenia fusiformis, 1256 nucleotides. NCBI's taxonomy places the organism in Eukaryota, Metazoa, Annelida, Polychaeta, Sabellida, Oweniidae. The record is from the annotation of a GenBank genome assembly.